AAAAAUAAAAACUACAAAUAAAACAGUAAAAAUAAUUUACAAAUUUUAUGAAAAAUGGGUGUUUGUAUAAUUGAAGACGAUAUCUCAUCAGAUUCCUACGAUGAAGAUUGUACGACUUGCUGUAGCAGCAGUAGCAGAAGCAGCACCGGAGUGAAUAUUCAUAAAAAUAAAACCGCAAAGCCAAAAAUGGGUAGUUUCUAUGAAACGAAAACUGAAAUACUUAACAAUGCAACAACAACUACAACGACAACAACACCGUUAGUAAACUUCCUACGUCCAUCAAAGGAUCUUGUGGGCAAUUGCAAGGAAUUUCGCAUUGAAAAUAAUAAAUGCGAUUUACGCGUAAUUGGGAAUGGAAAUCGUUUACGCAUUGGGAAUAAUGAAGGCAGCAUACAAGUGAUUGGCAAUAGCACAAGACUGAAGAUCAACAACAACAGUGGUUACAUUAAAUACACUGGCAAUGAUGGUCGUGUUACACUCGGCAGUGAGUCUGCACAGCAGACUGUAGAUUACAUCGGCUGCAAUGGUAUUUUGAAAAUCAUAAAUGCCAUGCAGUUGAGCACCGUUCAGCGUAAUAAGUGCAAGAAGGCUAAAACCAGCAGGGACACUACGCACGGUGCAUGCGGUAUGACAGAAACUGUGAUUGAAUCAAACGCGGCAUCUUUCAAGCUCAGAGGCAAGUCUGCUUCAUAUGGUGGCGCUGAGAGUAAUUGUAAGUUGAAUAAUAACAGUCCAGCAACUGAUAACGCCACACAGUGGCAACAAUUCAAUAAUGUUUUUACGAAAACCUUUAAAAACAAAAACUUAUCUUUACCAAAUUUAAAGGAAAACAAUUUUAAUAAAAAUUGGUGUAAUUGUAAUGGUAGCAAAUCUCAGAAGAAUUGCAAUAUUAGUAAUGACAACAAAAAUAAUUCAAAAAACAAUAGCAAUAAAAUUAGAAGCAACAACAUAAAUGUUAGCAGUAACAUAAAUGUUAUUAACAAUGUUGGCAACAUCGUUAUCAGAAAUUCGGUUAAUGUUAAUAUAUAA
Teleopsis dalmanni is the source of this 1029-nucleotide messenger RNA. Its product is annotated as myb-like protein I. NCBI's taxonomy places the organism in Eukaryota, Metazoa, Arthropoda, Insecta, Diptera, Diopsidae. The transcript has a single exon. The record is from RefSeq and is a predicted model, not a curated record. Bases 55 to 1029 code for a protein of 324 amino acids.